This is a messenger RNA of Triplophysa dalaica, 1479 nucleotides long. RefSeq names its product ST6 (alpha-N-acetyl-neuraminyl-2,3-beta-galactosyl-1,3)-N-acetylgalactosaminide alpha-2,6-sialyltransferase 2 (gene st6galnac2). Gene Ontology annotation, molecular function: sialyltransferase activity. The coding region runs from base 82 to 1302 and encodes 406 amino acids. NCBI's taxonomy places the organism in Eukaryota, Metazoa, Chordata, Actinopteri, Cypriniformes, Nemacheilidae. The record is from RefSeq and is a predicted model, not a curated record. The transcript has 9 exons.
UGUAUGCAAAAUGUGAGGUGAAAACAAAAACGGACUCUUCAUCUGAAAGCAUCUACUUUAAAACUCAUUGUUAAGUUAAAGAUGUUAAAAAUGAGGUCGUGUUCUUCUGCAAACAGGUUGUGCGCCAUCUUCACGUGGAUUUAUCGGUUGUUGUGCUUUCGCAACUUUAAGCUGUGGUUUUGUAGACUACCUCUCCUAUGUGUCUGCCUUUUUCUCCUUUACUGGAAUAUCCCAAGAUUGACAUCACCAGAAGACAUGGACACGAUAUAUCAGAGGUCUGCUUUAGAAGCUGAACAGAGUUGGGUUGAAACAAUUUCAGGUGAAGAGGAGACGGUCUCUGCCUGCUCCUUAAGACACACCGUAAAGAAGGACAACAGCCUGAGAAAACGUUUUAAUUUCUUAGUACCUCUCAUGCAGUGGCGAGAUUCUUUUACUCCAACAGUUUGGCAAAAGCUCCAGAAUGCAUCCCUGCCAUAUGGCUGGAAGGGAGAAGCUGAUAAAGUGAUAGGCAAGACUCUUUCUCUUCUUUGGCACUCGUCUACCAGUCGUCUGUUCGAGAGGAACACUUCACAUGAGUGUGUGCGCUGUGCUGUGGUGGGCAACGGGGGGAUCCUGAGAGGAUCGGGACAAGGGAAGGUCAUAGACAGUCACGACUAUGUUUUCAGGGUAAACGGGGCAAUAAUCAAGGGUUUUGAAGAUGACGUCGGUACAAAGACAUCCUUCUAUGGCUUCACCACAAACUCUCUCAAGAACUCUCUCUUAGCUUAUCGCAGGGACGGAUUCAAGACAAUCCCAAAUGACCCGGGCAUUCGAUACAUUGUUAUCCCUGCACAAACUCGUGACUAUGUGAUGCUGGCAGCUGCUCUCCAGGGUGUGCCUGUACCGUCAGGUAUUGAUGAAGGUGACAGGCCCUCGAGAUAUUUCGGAUUCAAUCCUCGGAUUCAUCAGUUCAGGAUGAUUCAUCCACACUUUAUUCAGUAUGUGACUAAUAGGUUUCUGAACUCACCACAGAUGGUGAUAUACAGGGGUUUCUAUAUGCCAAGCACAGGUGCACUUAUGCUGCUGACCGCUUUACACACAUGCGACCAGGUGUCGGCGUACGGCUUCAUGACAGACAAUUAUGAAGACUUCUCAGAUCAUUAUUAUGACUCAGAAUACACGCCUGUGGUUCACUAUGCCAACCAUGACCUAAAGAUGGAGGGAUGGCUCUGGAAGUUACUGCACACUCAUAAAGUCAUGUGGCUCUAUCAGAGACAGAAAAAAACUGAUUUCACACACAGACAGAAAUCAGCUCAAGUCUGAAGUGCUUCUUAUUUUUAUCCUGAUAACACAAUGAAAGAAAAAGAAAUCACGAUGUCAUUAAAAUAAAAAAUAUUUUUUUAUUCUUCAGAAUCAACUAAAUGUGUUUACUGUGUCUCAGUAUGAUGCAAAUGAUGGAGAUUCAUUGAGGGCUUCGGUUGGCAGAACAUUAGAUUGUGA